AUGGCAUUUAAUGACACUAUCGUAGCAUCCUAUGCCUAUGCAUCAGCAUCCAAUUUAUCAUUGUUACCAUAUUCAGACAAUUCACCAUUCAUAAUCGAAUCAUCCGGUUUAGGUGAGAAAUUAUUAACAACUGUCACUUCGACAUUGGUCACAUUAUUACAAACAACAAAAAAUUUAACAAUACCGCCGACACAUCUCAUUCGUGACCAAACAACAUCAUAUCCAUUUGUAUUUAAUUCUUCUUCUUUAUUAUCUACUGUCUUUUCAUCUGUACCACUAACAUCUACUGCUUUUCAUACGUCCCUCUCUUCUACCACUACCUCCACCACUACCACCGUCACAACAACAACAACUUUCAUUCGAUUUUCUCCAUCAUCGAGUGUGUCCUAUUUACCUGUCGGAUCGGCAACACCAUCAACAACUCUUCGUUAUAAACCUGUAACAUCGUCAUCCACAUAUAUUCCGGCAGAAAACGAUUAUUUUUUAUUUAAAACAAAUUUUCAUCGUAUAAUACGUAUCGUUGAAUUAUUUAUACUUAGUUUAACAUUACCGUUGUAUGCAAUUGUUUUAAUAUUAUUUAUUGAAAUAAAUAUUCAACAUCAUCGUCGUAAACGAAUGAGAAGUCUUAUGUGGACAAGUAAUUAUUUGUUAGUCGAUUUUAUCGGUUUACUCUAUGAAAUUGUCUACGUUAUUAUCCAUUUAACAGGUGAUCUUAAAAUAAAAAGUACAUUUGGACUUAUUUAUUGUCAAUUUCAAUUGUAUAUUCCACUUUAUUUAACAGCAACAAUGGCCUAUAGUCUUAUGGCCAUAUCAAUCUAUCGUAGAAGACAUUUCAUACGAUUAGACGGACAAACAAGACAUUCAAAACGAAUUAGUUUCAUCAUGAUUGCAUGUUUAUGGUUAAUACCAUUGAUAACAUCAAUUAUACCAGCUUCAAUAUUAACACGAUUUAACAUAAUGAAAAUGUUUUAUCAUGAACAUACAAAUGAAUGUCAGAUUAAUUAUAGUUAUAGUUCAGGUGUUGAAGCUGCAUAUAUGUUUUAUAGACUAGGUCAUAUAUUUUUGCUGCCAUUAACUGUCUCAUUCAUCUGUUAUUUGACAAUAUUUUUAAAUUUAAUUCAAAUGCAAAAACGUUUUGAUCGUGAAUUUAAACGUCAUGUUCAUAUUCGAAAAAAUCUUAUAUUACAAAUUUUAUUUUUAUUUUUAAAUUUUGCCGUAUUUUGGUUACCAGCUGAAAUCAUUACAAUUAUGUCAAAAAAUCGUAUAUUAAAAGAUACUGUACAAGUGACAAAAAGUUUAAAUAUUCUAUUAGAUCCAAUUAUUAUUACUGGAUUUGAUACGAGAUUUUCAAAUGCUGCUAAACAAUUAUUGAAAAAAUGGCGACUUUAUCAGUUAUUAUGUGCACGACGUUCAUUGAGUGAACCAAGUGCUCAAGGUACAAUAACAUCGACUCGUGGUGGUGGUCAUCUUUAUCGAACAAAUGCAAAAAGAAGAUUGGCAACAGUUAAUACGGAUAUCAUAGAAUUUAGAAAAACAAAUAGUUUAUUUCGAAAAGCAACAUUGGAUAGAAAUAAACGAAAACCAAAUACAAUUGCUUUAGAAGAAUUCACUCAAAAUCAACCAAAUCAUCAUCCACUUAUUUUGCCAUCAACACAUUAUCGAUCAAACUCAAUAACAACAAAAGAUGUCCAAAAACAACAACAACCAAACCGUAUUAAAACAAAUAUUCAACAUCAUCAACGUUCACGUUCAUAUUAUCAGGAAAAUUCUUCACCAAUAUCUCCUCAUAAACGUAAACGAACAAUAACCGUACCACCCGGACAACUUUCAGCAAAUUCUCUAUCCACAAGACACCGUCGUUCAACUAAAUAUAGUUUAGAAACGGAUCAAAACAAAAAUAAACAAAAAUUAUUCAUAAAAUCACAAGACAACAAUAUUGAUAAUAUUACCACAUUGUAA
This is a messenger RNA of Didymodactylos carnosus, 1959 nucleotides long. The record is from the annotation of a GenBank genome assembly. NCBI's taxonomy places the organism in Eukaryota, Metazoa, Rotifera, Eurotatoria, Philodinida, Philodinidae.